AUGGGCCAUACUGGCAGAUAUUGCUCCAUCAUGCUGCGCACCAUUAUCUUCAUCGCUCUCCUGGGCAUCGUGUCGGCGGAGAAUGGAUCUGCUGGCUGGUUGCGUUAUUCAAGAUUACCCAGUUCUGUUGUCCACAAGUUCGACCCUCCCACCCGGAUUGUCACUCUGAACGCAACUAGCUCCAGCCCUGUCUACAGUGCUGGAAAAGAGCUGGAGAAUGGCUUCAAAGGUCUCUUUGGCAAAGAUUUAACGCACCUAUCAAGCGGUUGCGGCCGCUCGUCUUCCAUCAUCGUUGGCACUUUUGACUCGUUUACUGCUGCCUGUGGACCGCUUCCCAAAGAAGUAGUCCUUGAGGUUGAUGGAUUCUGGCUGAGCACCGAGGGCCACAGCGUACGUAUCAUUGGACAAAAUGAGAGAGGGGCGCUGUAUGGCACUUUCGAGUAUCUCUCGAUGCUGGCCAGGGGAAACUUCUCAAGUGUGUCCUACGUGUCCAAUCCGAGCGCUCCAGUCCGAUGGACCAACGAGUGGGAUAAUAUGGAUGGAACUAUCGAGCGCGGUUAUGGAGGACUCUCUUUCUUCUUCGCCAACGGAUCCAUUCUGCCAGACUUGACACGUGCUGCCGAGUACGCUCGUCUGUUAGCAUCAGUCAAGAUCAACGGAGUUAUUCUCACCAACGUGAACGCGGACCCGGCUACUUUGAAGCCCGAAAAUAUCAAAGGAUUGGGGAGAAUUGGCGACGCCAUGAGGCCAUACGGCGUCCAGAUUGGUAUUGCCCUCAAUUUUGCUUCCCCUCAAACGCUCGGCGGUCUUCCCACAUUCGAUCCGCUGGAUGAAGAUGUCAUCUCAUGGUGGCACAAUGUCACGGCCGAGAUCUAUGGCGCUGUUCCGGAUUUUGGGGGAUUCCUCGUCAAAGCAAACUCCGAGGGCCAGCCAGGACCACUCACGUAUAAUCGAACGCUGGCGCAAGGGGCUAACCUGUUUGCCGAUGCCGUCAAGCCGUACGGGGGCAUCGUCAUGUUUCGCGCGUUCGUGUACAGCCUCUUGAAUAUCAGCGACUGGCGGGCCGACCGUGCGAGUGCCGCAUACGAAGCGUUCCAGGGCCUCGAUGGCGCGUUCAAAGAUAAUGUCAUCGUGCAAAUCAAGGCCGGUCCUCUCGACUUUCAAGUACGGGAACCUGCGUCGCCGCUUUUCGGCUACCUUCGCAAUACCAACGUUGCCAUCGAACUACCUGUCACCCAAGAGUAUCUAGGCCAACAGAGCCAUACGGUUUACCUGGCCCCUCUUUGGAAAUCGGUCCUCGACAUGGAUUUGCGCGUGGAUAAUGAAUCUUCUCGUGUUAGCGAGAUCGUCACCGGGAGGCGCUUUAAGCGUAAGCUCGGAGGCUUUGCAGGCGUGGCCAAUGCCGGCAACAACGUCACCUGGAUGGGAAGCCAUUUAUCCAUGUCCAAUCUGUACGCCUAUGGGCGUCUGGCGUGGGACCCGACUGAGGAUUCAGAGACCAUCGUUCGGGAUUGGAGCCACCUCACCUUCGGCCUCAACCCCAAGGUGACGGAUGUUGUCACCCGCAUCCACAUGGAGUCUUGGCCUGCAUAUCUGAACUAUAGCAGCGGAAACACCGGUCUGCCGACGCUGACGGAUGUGACGAACAAUCACUUCGGUCCUAAUGUACGUGCGCAAGACGACAACGGGUAUGGCAUCUGGACACGAUCCGACUCAUUUUCCAUUGGAAUGGACCGCACCGUCCGGAAUGGCACCGGGUUCUCCGGCCAGUACCCGCCUGAACUUGCUGUGAAGUUUGAACAUAUCGAUACGACGCCAACGGAGCUUUUGCUGUGGUUCCAUCAUGUCAAUUAUACCCACACUCUUCCAACUGGGCAGACCGUCAUCCAAUAUAUGUACGACACGCACUAUUCCGGCGCGGAGGUUGCUCAGACAUUUCCAAGCAUGUGGAAGGGCUUAGAGAAGGGAAUCGAUCAGCAGCGGUUCCGGGAAGUCUUGCACCAGCUGACCUUCCAAGCCGGCCAUGCGAUCGCCUGGAGAGACUCGAUAGUGGACUACUACCAUAACCUUACUCAAAUUCCCGAUGAGAAAGGACGGGUGGGGAAGCACGAGUGGCGUAUCGAGGCCGAAUCGAUGACAUUGAAUGGUUACAAGAUCAUCAGCCCCGACCCGCCAGAAUCCGCGUCGAACUUCUCGCUUGUAACGACAGUCACAAACACCACCCGUGCUACGGCGAAGACAAAGUUGCAGGUAAAAUCCGGGCUUUACGACAUUGUAGUCGUCUACUUUGAUCUCGGUGGUGGAGUCGCAAAGUGGGAGACUCACCUGGACAAUCGGUUACUCGGGAAAUGGCAAGGGGAUAACGAGUACACACUGAGCCAUGCGGCCACGCAGGAACCGGACGGUGCUUCGAAGGCUAGGAUUACUUUCAAUGACGUGCAUGUCAAGAAGGGCGAUACACUCGAAAUUGUCGGUGUUGGAGAUGGCCUGGACACAGCUCCCCUUGAUUACGUGGCUGUUUCCCCACGCGGUACAAUGGACUAG
Aspergillus terreus NIH2624 is the source of this 2544-nucleotide messenger RNA. RefSeq names its product alpha-glucuronidase precursor. The transcript has a single exon. Gene Ontology annotation, biological process: xylan catabolic process. The record is from RefSeq and is a predicted model, not a curated record. The coding region runs from base 1 to 2544 and encodes 847 amino acids. Gene Ontology annotation, cellular component: extracellular region. Gene Ontology annotation, molecular function: alpha-glucuronidase activity. NCBI's taxonomy places the organism in Eukaryota, Fungi, Ascomycota, Eurotiomycetes, Eurotiales, Aspergillaceae.